AUGUGCUCGAAGACGGCUGAUUCUUUGAGGUGGCAUGACAAGGAGCGUUCUAAAGAUGGAAAGUUAAGGCAUCCCGCUGAUGGUCAAGCACGGAAAGAUUUUGAUAGGUUGCAUCCAAUUUUCGCACAAGAUUCUCGCAAUCACAACUUGUUACGCCACAACCUUGAUGUAAUGCACAUAGAGAAGAAUAUAGUUGAGAGCAUACUUGGAACUCUUGUGGAUAUUCCUAGCAAAAGAAAGGAUCAUGCAAAAGCCCGGUAUGAUUUGAAAGAGAUGGGAAUUAGAAAGAAUCUUCAUCCAAAAGAUAUUGGAGAUAAUAAGAGAACAAAGUUUGCAAAAGCUUGCUUCUCAAUGACAAAUGGAGAGAAAUCAGUUUUUUGUGGAGUUUUAAAGACAGCCAAGCUACCUGAUGGUGGUGCCUCCAAUAUAUUUAGGUGUGUGCAAUUGGAUGAAAGAAAAUUGCCUGGUUAUAAGACCCAUGAUGCUCAUUUCAUGUUACAUUACUUUCUUCCAAUACCAAUUAAAAGCAUCCUUCCAGAUCAUGGGGCUAUUCCUUUGAUUCGUCUAUGUUCCUUCUUCCAACGUUUGUGUCAAAAAGUUAUCAUAUUGGAGGAACUAGAUUGCUUAGAAGUAGAGAUCAGGGAAACAAUAAAUUGGUUGGAACGAAUUUUUCCUCCGUCAUUUUUUGAUAUAAUGAUUCAUUUGCCUAUUCAUUUGGUGAAUGAAGUGAGAUUAGGUGGUCCAGUUCAGAACCGAUGGAUGUAUUCCACUGAAAGAUAUCUACAUAGGGAAGUACAAAUCAAAUUUAACAGAAGAGCCCGAAAUAAUGAUGAAUGUGACCCAAGUGAUGCAGAAACAGUGAGUUUGUUUCCUAAAAAGGGAUGUCCUUUAGGAGCAAAGAAAACUGAUCCAGUUUGUUUAGAUAACAAGUCACUAAGUCAGGCACAUGCAUACUUAUUGGGAAAUUGUGAUGAGAUUCAAGAAUAUAUUAGCAAGGCCAAGGAUCAUUGUCAAAACUUCUCUCAAUGGUUUGAAACUCAUGCUUUGCAAGAGGAUGUGCCUGAUUUGAUAAAAGAAUUGUCUAGAGGACCAAAUUCUGUUGCUAAAAGAUACUCUGGGUAUCUCAUUAAUGGAUAUAGAUUCCAUAUUAGGCAACGUGAUGCAAGGCGUAAAACACAAAAUAGUGGUGUUACAGUUGUUGCCUCAACUACAUGCUUUGCAAGCUCAAAGGAUAAGAACCCGAUUGCUGCAGAUUUGACUUAUUAUGGUAGAAUAGUUGAUAUAGUUGAGUUAGACUAUUAUAUCCAUUUGAAGGUUUUUCUGUUUAAGUGCGAUUGGUAUGAGGUUGAAAAAGAUAUUUAUGGCCUUAAUUAUGUCGAUUUUGACAAGAGAUGCUCUCAGGAAGAGCCUUUUGUGCUUGCAUCUCAAGUACAUCAAUGCUUCUAUGUGCAAGAUCCAUAUGAUCAAGAUAGACAUUAUGUUAUGAAGACUGUUCCGAGAGACUUGUUUAACCUAAGUGAUGAAUUUGAAUCUGAUCUCCCACAAAGUUAUGAAAAUGAGUUGUCUGAACACUUGAUGGGACCAUCCAUACCAGAAGAUGAUGGUGAAGUUACCUUAGUAAGGACUGAUGUACCAGAAACUGUUAUUGAUAUGCCUUCGGAGGAAUUUGUUACUCAACAACUUGAGGUUGAGUAUGAAGAAGAGUUUGAAGAUGAGUCUGAAGAAGAGUGUUAA
This is a messenger RNA of Solanum stenotomum, 1734 nucleotides long. RefSeq lists its product as uncharacterized. The record is from RefSeq and is a predicted model, not a curated record. The transcript has 4 exons. The coding region runs from base 1 to 1734 and encodes 577 amino acids. Lineage: Eukaryota; Viridiplantae; Streptophyta; Magnoliopsida; Solanales; Solanaceae.